GUGAAUCGAUACGGGAGGAGGCGUGGCCAAUGUGGGCGUGGUUAGAGGAAAGGGGAGCACAUCAGCUUCAUUAAAUCUGCUGAUGCGGCACAAGCUGACUAACAUUUCAUGACAUUUUCCACCUUUAUUUUCACAUUCUGCUCUUUGUCAGUGGAUCUCAUGACUGACUGCCAAAUGGUUCUGUCGGGCUUCACAGCAGAUGAGAAGAUGGAGCUGGAGAGCUUGAAGAUGUACAAGAAACGCCUUCUGGACGACAUCCAGAGGCUAAAACUGGAGAUAGACAGCGUCAUGGCCGAAGUGCUCAGCUUUGAGUCGACCGAGGCCGAGGAAAGCAGAAGCAUGGAGAGGAAGCAGUUCUUCAACGGCAAGAAGAAGUUCAACAUGGACCCCAAGAAGGGUAUAAAUUACCUGGUGGACAACAAGCUGUUAAGCAGAAGCGCUGGAUGCAUCGCAGAGUUCCUCUACAAGGAGGAAGGACUCAACAAGACUGCUAUUGGAGAGUUCCUGGGAGAAAGAGACGAGCUCCACCUGCAGACCCUGAAGGCCUUCGUAGAACUUCAUGAGUUCUCAGACCUCAACCUGGUCCAAGCACUCAGACAGUUCCUGUGGAGCUUCCGUCUGCCCGGCGAGGCCCAGAAGAUCGACCGCAUGAUGGAAGCCUUCGCCAAGCGCUACUGCGAUUGCAACGUCAGCGUCUUCCAGUCCACAGACACGUGCUACAUCCUGUCCUUCGCCAUCAUCAUGUUGAACACCAGCCUGCACAACCCCAACGUGAGGGACAAGACCACGCUGGAACGCUUCGUCUCCAUGAACAGAGGCAUCAACAACGGCGAGGACCUCCCCCGCAACCUGCUCUCGAAACUAUACGAGAGCAUCCGCAACGAGCCGUUCAAAAUCCCGGAGGACGAUGGGUUGGAUCUCACGCACACUUUCUUCAACCCAGACAGAGAAGGAUGGCUCCUAAAACUUGGAGGUCGUGUGAAAACCUGGAAGAGGCGAUGGUUCAUCCUGACUGACAGUUGUCUUUACUACUUUGAGUUCACCGCAGACAAGGAGCCCAGAGGUAUCAUCCCUCUGGAGAACCUCAGCGUGAGAGAAGUUCCUUUCCCCCGCAAGCCGUUCUGCCUGGAGCUCUACCAGCCCAACAGCCGAGGGCAGAAGAUCAAAGCGUGCAAGACGGAGACGGACGGGCGGGUGGUGGAAGGCAAGCAUCAGUCCUACGCCAUCUGUGCCGCCAGCGCCGAGGAGCGCGACUCCUGGAUCGCCGCCAUCAGGGCGAGCAUGACCAAGGACCCGUUCUACGACCUGGUGUCGCAACGCAAGAAGAAGUUGAUCAAGCAGAACCAGAACCAACAGGACUGAACUGGAGGUCUGCUGCCCUCCUACUGUACAUUUUACUGUAAGUGUGUGAGUGUGUGUGUGUUCUUGUAUUUCUACCCUUCUUGAGACAUCAACAAGGAAUCGUAGCUUCCAUAUGAGGAGGUGUGAACAAGUUAGGACAUAAAUCAUGGUCCCAAUACCGAAAACCAUUGCAUCUAAUAGAGAAUGUCUCAUUUGCUCCUUGGUGGUGGAAUCAAUCAAAAUGAGGGUGGUCCUUAAAAGGAGGGAUUUUAAAAAAUUGACUGUGUGUCGCUUUUAAAAGUGCUCCCCCUCUGGUCAACAUAUGAAAUAACAAGUGUGUGUAAGAAAUUGAAAUGCGCCCCCUUUGGUCAAAAUUAAUAAAGAAAAUUAAAUAAAUAUGUAUAUAGAGACAUACUGUAAUAACUUGCAAUAAAUAAUGAAGAUUAAAAAAAUAAAAUAUUUUUUAGUAAAAGCAGUCUUUUUCUCACAAUGCGUCGACUUUUCUCUUAUAAAAUCGGCAACAAUUUCUCAUAUUCUUUCUGCUUCUGUAAUAUUGCAAUAUUUUCUCGUAACAUUACUACUUUUUUAUGUUAAAUUAUUACUUUUAUAUGCAAAAUGGCGACAUUUGUCAUGUAAAAUUCUGACUUUUAUCACAACAUUGCCCAUUUUUGUUGUUGUUUUUGUAAAACAGUGACAUUUUUUGAGUAAAAUGAUGACUUUUGUCAUCAUUUUGCCAAGUAAAAUUCCGAUUGUUAUUAAUACAUUGCCAACAUUUUUAAGUUUUCUUAUAAAAUUGUGACUUUUGUCGAGUAAAAUUACGACUCUUUUCGUAAAAUUGCCAAAACUUUAAGGUUUUCUUGUAAAAUUGCGACCGUUAUUGAGUAAAAUUCCAACUUUUAUCAUAAUAUUGCACAAAUGUUCAGUUUUUCUUGUAAAAUUUGGACUUGCGUCGAGUAAAAUUACAACUUUUAUAAUGAAACUGCCAAAAUUGUACGUUUUUCUUUUGAAAUUGAGACCUUUUUCUUGUGAAAUUCCAACUCAUUUUUCACAACAAGCUUUUUCAUAUUUGCAUAGUAUGUAUAUAUUAUUAAUGUUGCAAAUUCACGUCUUUAUAUAUCUAGAAAGGGUGGUCCUAAAGAGGUAGGCAUUUUUCAGAGGUCUCAAGAAGGUAAGAAAUACAAGAAUGUGUGUGUGUGUGUGUUCUGGUAUUUCUACCCUUCUUGAGACCUCAACAAGGAAAAGUAGCUUCCAUAUGAGGAGGUGUGAACAAGUUAGGAUAUAAAUCAUGGUCCCAAUACCGAAAACCAUUGCAUCUAAUAGAGAAUGUCUCAUUUGCUCCCUGGUGGUGGAAUCAAUCAAAAUGAGGGUGGUCCUUAAAAGGAGGGAUUUUAAAAAAUUGACUGUGUGUCGCUUUUAAAAGUGCUCCCCCUCUGGUCAACAUAUGAAAUAACAAGUGUGUGUAAGAAAUUGAAAUGCGCCCCCUUUGGCCAAAAUUAAUAAAGAAAAUUAAAUAAAUAUGUAUAUAGAGACAUACUGUAAUAACUUGCCGUAAAUAAUGAAGAUUAAAAAACUAAAAUAUUUUUUACUAAAAGCAGUCGUUUUCUCACAAUGUGUCGACUUUUCUCUUAUAAAAUCGGCAACAAUUUCUCAUAUUCUUUCUGCUUCUGUAAUAUUGCAAUAUUUUCUCGUAACAUUACUACUUUUUUUAUGUUAAAUUAUUACUUUUAUAUGCAAAAUGGCGACAUUUGUCAUGUAAAAUUCUGACUUUUAUCACAACAUUGCCCAUUUUUGUUGUUGUUUUUGUAAAACAGUGACAUUUUUUGAGUAAAAUGAUGACUUUUGUCAUCAUUUUGCCAAGUAAAAUUCCGAUUGUUAUUAAUACAUUGCCAACAUUUUUAAGUUUUCUUAUAAAAUUGUGACUUUUGUCGAGUAAAAUUACGACUCUUUUCGUAAAAUUGCCAAAACUUUAAGGUUUUCUUGUAAUAUUGCGUCUGUUAUUGAGUAAAAUUCCAACUUUUAUUAUAAUAUUGCACAAAUGUUUAGUUUUUCUUGUAAAAUUUGGACUUGCGUCAAGUAAAAUUACAACUUUUAUAAUGAAACUGCCAAAAUUCUACGUUUUUC
Molecule: messenger RNA, 3462 nt
Organism: Nerophis lumbriciformis (worm pipefish)
Lineage: Eukaryota; Metazoa; Chordata; Actinopteri; Syngnathiformes; Syngnathidae
Gene: cyth4b
Product: cytohesin 4b
Biological process (GO): regulation of ARF protein signal transduction
Molecular function (GO): guanyl-nucleotide exchange factor activity
Source: RefSeq, a predicted model, not a curated record